AUGCAACCAGAAAACUAUUUUGGAAAAGAAGGUGCCUUUGGCAAUCUCUUCCCUUCACAUGUGAAAUGUUUUGCAAUAACUGGCAGGUUCAGCUACCAGCAGUGCCCAGACAAGAAUUCCAGACAUCUACCGGCUGCCAGGCAGAUAAAGGGCAGGGGAAGCCCUCCCCCGGGUGGGGCUGCGCCGCAGGAGCCCAGGGAGCAGCGCACAGCUCCAGGAACGGGAGCCGGGUCCCGUGAGGCGCUGGGAGCCCCCGCGCUCCCGGCUCCGGCCGGGACGUGGAGCCGCGGCGGGCGGGACCGGCUCCCUCAGGAGCACACUGGGAAGCGCCGGGCUCGCCCCUGGAGCAGGGAGCGGGUCCCUCCGCUCCGGAGCGGGGUGGGCUGGCUCAGCUCCCCGCGGGAAGGGGGCUCAGCUCCCCGCGGGGAGGGGACGCUGCUCCCGGCGCUGCCCGCCCCGACCCCGCUGAGGGAGGGUCCCGCUGAGGGGGGGCCGCGCUCACCUCGCCCGCUCCCCUCCCCGCGGCCCCCACACGGCGCCGCUCCCGCCCUCCCUUACCUGCGCCGAGGCGGCCUCUCCUACCCCCGCCCUUCCCUUCCCUGCCUUUCCCUUCCCUGCCCUCCCGCCCCGUCACCUCACGGACGGUCCCGGUCCCCCGGCCCGGCCCCGGAGUUACCAGCGCCGGCAACAAGUCCCGGCGUCUUCUGCGCAUGCGCGCGCGGCCCGCUGUCAGCGCUCCCCCGCCCCCGGAGUGCGCUCCCCUCACAGGCCGCUCCGGCCGGGACAGGGCCACCCCCGCCGGGACAGGGCCAUUCCCGCCGGGAGAAUGCCAUCCCCGCCGGGAAAAUGCCACUCCGGUCGGGACAGGGCCACUCAGACCGGGAGAAUGCCAUCCCCGCCGGGAGAGUGCGGCCCCCGCGCCUCCCUCAGGCAGCGGACCCUCAGAUAAGCGAGGGAAAGCUGCUGCUGUUCAGCCUGGAGAAAAAUGCUCCGGGGAGGCCUUAUAGCGCCUACCGGUGUCUAAAAGCAGAACCGAACAGAGCGUUUUAUAGCACAGGAAAAAAAUAA
This is a messenger RNA of Passer montanus (Eurasian tree sparrow), 1068 nucleotides long. Its product is annotated as translation initiation factor IF-2-like. The record is from RefSeq and is a predicted model, not a curated record. Lineage: Eukaryota; Metazoa; Chordata; Aves; Passeriformes; Passeridae. The coding region runs from base 1 to 1068 and encodes 355 amino acids. The transcript has 2 exons.